UUUUGCUAUUUGUCUGAAAGUGGCCACACACACACACACACACACACACACAUAUCCCCUGGUGGGUCAUGUGACCCCGGUAGAUCUCUUCUCAUAAGGGCGCUGUGUGGAGCUUCUGAAAUCUGGGGAGAUUUUUCUCUGCAGAUGCAGGAAGAAAGCAGGUGGAUGGAUGAAUAAGUAUGGCCUUGCUCCUGGUCUUCUCGCUGGCAUUCCUGAGCUUAGGCUCAGGAUGUCAUCAUCGGAUCUGUCACUGCUCUCACAGGGUUUUCCUCUGCCAAGAGAGCAAGGUGACAGAAAUUCCCUCUGACCUCCCCAGGAAUGCCGUUGAACUAGUUCAUGUGAACAUUCGACAUUUGCUCUGCACACAGAGGUUUGUCCUCACCAAGCUUCGAGUCAUCCCAAAAGGAGCAUUUUCUGGAUUUGGGGACCUGGAGAAAAUAGAGAUCUCACAGAAUGAAGUCUUGGAAGUGAUAGAGGCAAACGUGUUCUCCAACCUGUCCAAAUUACAUGAAAUUAGAAUUGAAAAGGCCAACAACCUGCUAUACAUCGACCCUGAUGCCUUCCAGAGCCUUCCCAACCUACGAUAUUUGUUAAUAUCCAACACAGGUAUUAAGCACUUGCCAGCUGUUCACAAGAUUCAAUCUCUUCAAAAGGUUCUACUAGACAUUCAAGAUAAUAUAAACAUCCACACGGUUGAAAGAAAUUCUUUCAUGGGGCUGAGUUUUGAAAGUAUGAUUUUAUGGCUGAAUAAGAAUGGCAUUCAAGAAAUACACAACUGCGCAUUCAACGGAACCCAACUAGAUGAGCUGAAUCUAAGUGAUAACAAUAAUUUGGAAGAAUUGCCUAAUGAUGUUUUCCACGGAGCCUCUGGACCAGUCAUUCUAGACAUUUCAAGAACCAGGAUCCAUUCCCUGCCUAGCUAUGGCUUAGAAAAUCUCAAGAAGUUCCGGGCCAGGUCAACAUACAACUUGAAAAAGCUUCCCAGUCUGGAGAAGUUUGUCGCCCUCAUGGAGGCCAGCCUCACCUACCCUAGCCAUUGCUGCGCCUUUGCAAACUGGAGACGGCAAAUCUCUGAGCUUCAUCCGAUUUGCAACAAAUCUAUUUUAAGACGAGAAAUUGAGGAUAUGACUCAGGCUAGGGGUCAGAGAAUCUCUUUGGCAGAAGACGAGGAAUCCAGUUACGCCAAAGGAUUUGACAUGAUGUACAGUGAAUUUGACUAUGACUUAUGCAAUGAAGUGGUUGAUGUGACUUGCUCCCCUAAGCCAGAUGCAUUCAAUCCAUGUGAAGAUAUCAUGGGGCAUGAUAUUCUCAGAGUCUUGAUAUGGUUUAUUAGCAUCCUGGCCAUCACAGGGAAUAUCAUUGUGUUGGUGAUCCUGAUUACCAGCCAAUACAAACUCACAGUCCCCCGGUUCCUUAUGUGCAACCUGGCCUUUGCCGAUCUCUGCAUUGGAAUCUACCUGCUGCUCAUAGCAUCAGUUGAUAUCUACACCAAAAGCCAGUACCACAACUAUGCCAUUGACUGGCAAACUGGAGCAGGCUGUGAUGCUGCUGGCUUUUUCACAGUCUUUGCCAGUGAGCUCUCAGUCUAUACUCUGACAGCCAUAACACUGGAAAGAUGGCACACCAUCACCCAUGCCAUGCAGCUAGAGUGCAAAGUGCAGCUCCGCCACGCUGCUGGGGUCAUGCUGCUUGGCUGGAUCUUUGCUUUUGCAGUUGCACUCUUUCCCAUCUUUGGCAUCAGCAGCUACAUGAAGGUGAGCAUCUGCCUGCCCAUGGAUAUUGACAGCCCCGUGUCACAGCUGUAUGUUAUGUCCCUCCUUGUGCUCAAUGUCCUGGCCUUUGUGGUCAUCUGUGGCUGCUAUGCUCACAUCUACCUCACAGUGAGAAACCCCAACAUCGUGUCCUCCUCUAGUGAUACCAAGAUUGCCAAGCGCAUGGCCAUGCUCAUCUUCACAGACUUCCUCUGCAUGGCGCCCAUCUCCUUCUUUGCCAUCUCUGCCUCCCUCAAGGUGCCCCUCAUCACUGUGUCCAAGUCAAAGAUCCUCCUGGUCCUGUUCUAUCCCAUCAAUUCCUGUGCCAACCCCUUCCUCUAUGCCAUCUUCACUAAGAACUUCCGCAGGGAUUUCUUCAUCUUGCUGAGCAAGUUUGGCUGCUAUGAAAUCCAAGCUCAGACUUAUAGGACAGAAACUUUAUCCACUGCCCACAACUCCCAUUUGAGAAAUGGCCACUGCCCUCCAGCUCCCAGGAUUACCAAUUAUACGCUUGUCCCUCUACGCCAUUUAGCCCAGAACUAAAACAUUAUGUGCAAAUGUAGCUCAGUGUUGAAUGAUAAUUGAAGUCUCACCUUUGAAGUAUAUGCUAUGGCAUAGCUGACAGAGUACUUCUAUAUUCUUCAUCCAAUUUAACCUCCCUGGUACACCUAAAAGGCAAAUUGCUCAGGAACUAUUACUCUAUGUGAUCAAUUAGGAAGCUCAAGUAGUAACAACAUUCAUAAUUAAAAUAAUACUACAUUACUUGUGUUUUAUGCUUUAUAAUGUUCACAGUGCUUUUGUUCAGAUCAUCUCAACUGAUCUCUAUAUAAGUCCUAUUAAAUAUGGAAAACAGGGAUUGUUCUUGGGAGUUUUAUAGACAAACAGACUCAAAGGAUUAAGUGACUGAUUCCAAAUGGCUUGGCUUAUAAGAGGCAUUAGAUGUUCUGGUUUCCAAAGAACUUCCAAGGGAAGCAGCACAAUAUUCAUUCAUUCAUUUAACAAAUAUUUACCCAAUACCUAUGUGGUGGCUUUGUUAUGUGUCAACUUGAAUAGACUGAACUACAUUACCCAGAAUUCCCUUAUGUGUUUCCCAUCAAGGUGGGCCACAGGGAAGAUUCCUUGGAAAAGUGAUCACGGGAAGCUCUAGCCAUUUUGUCACUCUUACACUUUGUUGCUGAUCAGUUGACUUAGCUCACUGCUAUGAAACAGCUACAGGACCUGCAAGGCUCCACCUUCCCCUGGAUCCUCCCCUUCAGGUUCUCUGACUCCUGGGCCAAGUAUAUGUGUUUCAUUCCAUGAUGAAGAACCCUAGUUUCUGCAGAAUUCUUUUAUGAACAAGGGGGAGAGGCAACAAGAUGGCAAUGGAGCUCGGUUUGAUCUCAUGGUGUUCCAGCUCAUGCUGUGGCUUCCAGCAUGCUUGUCAUCUUCCCUUUAUCACUGCCUCUUCUGUGGACUCCAGCAUCAAAUGUAGAUAUGACAUCCUUACAGGGAUUUGCGUAACUAAUCUCCAAAAUUGAAUUAGCCAAUUCCCUGUAACAGAUAUUUAUCACACACACACAUGCAUGCAUGCCUGCCUGCUCUGUUUCUUUAGGUGAACCCUAAUUCACAAAAGAUAAAGCUACUAUAUGCCAUACAUAUAGGCUAUAAUAUUAAGAACAUAGCAGCUUUAAAAUCAGAACUGAGAUUUUAUCCUAAAUCUAUGAUAAGUCAAGACACCACCUCUCCAGGCUCCAUUUCUUUCUCUGUUAACUGGAGUUGGUUGUAAUUCCCACCCAUUAGGCUUAUUGUAAGAAUUAGGUAAGAAAAUGGAUACUAACAGGCUUUUCUCCCUUCAGACCAGUACCUGGACUAGUGUCCAGUUCUCCUGACCCUUGAUCUAGAAAUCAUUCCAUUAUACCAUAUUGUUCCUGAUAAAUAACUAUACUUUCCAUACCUAUUUUCAUGAAAGACACCAUCUGGAUAGCCUAGAUCAUAAAUACUAAUCAUAAAAAUCUUCAAGUACUGUGCCAUGACCACUUCACAAAGCUUUGAGUCUCCUGAGUAUCCCCUUUCCAUGUUAAAGCCAAUCCUUUCUCUUAUUGCCCUAUGGCAAACAUUUCAUAAGUUGGUCCCAGAUACAUUAACAAGGAGGUCCUUAUAGGGCUAGAAGAAAAAGUAAUCAUCUCUGCCUAUGUACCAUUUUGAUCUGUUGUGAGCAUCAGGUGAAAAAUAGAAUGAUUAUCUUUUUAGAAGUAGUCUAGACCUAUGGUAUUCAGUACAGUACCCCCUGACUACACAUGGCUACUGAGCACUGAAAAUAUGGCUAGCUCGUAUUCAGACAUGCUAGAAGUACAAAAGGCAACUUGAUUUCAAAUAGUACCAAAAAAUAAAAUAACUGAUGUAUCUUAGUAAUUUUUAAUACUGACUACCAAUUAGAAUAAUAGUAUUUCAGAUACAUAGAGAUAAAUGUAUUUAAAACUAACUUCAUCUAUUUCUUUUUGCAUUUUUUAAAUAGGGCUACUAGAACAUUUGAAAUUACAUACGGGGGUCAUGUUUGUGGCUCAUGUUAUACUUCUGCCAGAGGACACUAGUCUAGUACUACAUGAAAAGAAAGCAUUUUCCUCCCUGGUCCGCAUACCAGUUUGCCACACUAUUAGGCUGUCCCAGCUCCAUCUGCAGUUAUAUUUCUUCCUUGUUUUUGUCCAAAGGGAAUAGGUUUCUGAAUUUGGAUUCAUAAGCAAGUAGAAGCUAAAUUUAAACUUAGAUACAAUAUUAAUUAUUUCACAACAUAGCUGUGGAUGACACACUGGUUUAACAGUGGUUCUGAAAGGCAAGAAUAUGUUUAGAGAAAAAUACACAACAAGAGAAGCUCAUAAGACUUUUGUUCCAUCACUCUAUCACUACAACACUUCCUGGUAAGAAAUAAGAUUUUUCUCAAAAAAGCAAACAUAUUUAUAGGGUGCUAAAUUUAGUGCUUUAAACUCUUAAGUCUUAAGGGGAAAAACCCUAUAUUUCCUGUAUUUGAAUAAAAACAGUUGGAGUCCAGUGGAGUCCAGUGUCUCAAUCACUCUUUUCCCAUUUAAAAAAAAAUGAUUAUAUAGGUAACACCUCUAGAUUGUGCUUCCUGGAGUAAUGCUUCAGUCCCAGAGUACUAAUUCAGAUUUUAAACACACACAUACACACACACACACACACACACACACCCCAAAAGAAAUUAAAAUGUUAUCCCAGGUUGUUUUUAUAAAACUUUUAUUUCAAACCUCUAACACCACAGAGGACCUGUAUCUCCCAACGAUUUUUCAAUUCCCAUAAUUCCAGAGGUGAUAUUCAAAAUAUUAUUAACUGUCAGAGCUCAGGUACUGAUCUCUCAGAAUGAACACUGACUGCCAAUAACUCAUUUGGCCAUCCUUGUGUAAACUGGGUGACUGGCAGCCCUGUCUAAGUUUCUCUCCCACGCUCUGACCUCAACCUGAACCUGUUCCCAUGGCUCUCUCAAACUUUUACCUACCACAAAUUCCUUCAGUCCCAUCCUGGCUCACCCCUCAUAUUACCUUCCCCUCCAUCUUCACUCCAGAUUCUCUUUCACUGCCUAAGGUGCAGUCAGACAAUGUACACUCCUCCUCAGAGGGAUCAGUAUAGAGGCUGAAUGAGUACAUCCAGAAGCUUUUAGUAAGGAGAAUGAAGUGAUGAACGAGGCACACAGAUUAAUACAAUUUUUAACUUGCUAUAUACAGAAACAGUACUGGUGGGGGAGGGAGGGCAUGGCACACAAAAUUGUAUUUUACUACAGAGCUCAGUGUGUGUUAAACAUGGAGAACCUUUCAGACCUUUUUUUCUGGAAGGGAUGCAUGGAAGGAGUAAUCAAACAAGAAGAAAGGCUCUUCUGUACUUGCAUCACCAAUACGCUGUAGAUCUUAUCAGAAUGGACACUCUGCCUUUAGUCAUCCAGCAUGAUAUACCAUUCAUUAGAAAAUCAGAAAAAGAUUACUGAAACCAAUUUUUUUACUCUAGUGUGAUGGCCAUAGGCUUUGGAUUCACUAAGUAUUUUAUUAGAAAAGUUUAUAAAGACAAUCAAGGAAUGAACUCUCAGCUUCUGGAUAGUAAAGGGCAUUGGAGAAAGCCACGUAAAUAGAAUGCUUUGUCUGUUUAAUAUGUGAAAUUAAAGAAACUAAAAGUUAGCAUAAAAUAAAAGCCCAACCACGAGGUUGUGCUUGCUAGUUCCCAUCUAAAUGGUUUUAGCUUAGGUAGCAGAAAUUCCAACUAAAAAUAGCUUAAACAAUAAAGCCAAUUACAUAAGAUGCUCCAGACUUGGAUGGGCAGCUCGGUGGUCUCAAGGAUCCAGGAUCUUUCCAUGUUUUUCUCUGCCAUCCUUGCAGUGUUCAAUCAUGAUUCUCCCUUGGUAGCAAAACUGUAGCAACUGUAGUAACACCAGAUGCCAUAUGCAGACCAAAUGCAAACUGUAGCAACUCCAGAUGCCAUAUGCAUUUAGACCAAAUCUAGAAAUGAAGAUAGGUCUUUCCCUCUCUUUGUCUCUCUUUUCAAAGAGAUGAAAAUUUCUUCCAAAAGACCUUUAGCAAACAUCUCUUCCUACCUGUUAUUCCAGAUUACCAUCCUGGAAGCAAAAGAGAUAGCAAAAUGAAAUCUGCCACCUUUAGCCUCUGUAGUGCAAGUACAGCCCUGCCAGCUAAAGUGGAAGGGGAAGCUUCAGUGGAAAGAAUGAUGGGUAGGCAAUCUCAUCCCACCACCUGAUUUAACCCAAACCCUUGCCUAUGAGAUGAAGCCAGGGAGCUAAGGUCAGGAAGCACAGGACACCUUCACAUCUCCUAUAUUAUGUUCUCAUCCCUCACUCCUCUCUCCCUCUACCCAUAGUCCAUAGUCAAGCUCCUCGUACCCAUGUUAGUCUGUCUUCUCUGGAACAAACUCUAGAAGUUGCUUAGAUCUGAAGGAAGCCACUGGAAUCAAACAUUAUCUAAGAAAUAUUCAUUCAAGGCAAGAUAUGUUAAAUGAAAGGGACAAAGAGAAGAAAAAAAGAAGUACAAGGACAGGAAGAGGGAUGACAUGAGAAGAGAGAAAGCCAAGACAAAUUAAAUAAAAGGGCAAUGUGGAAGGGGGCCAGGCUCAGGUCGUAUCUUUUUAGGGUAGAACUUUCCCAUCUCAGUCUUUAAACCCUCUCAACUUGCUGCAAAGAGUUCAACUGAAAACAAUGUGCUCAGACUUAGAUCCCAGUAAAAAGGCCCAUUGGUCAUUAUGUCAUGUUCUGGACUUCCCAGGAUUCUGCAUACCAUGAUCUAGAGCCCCAGGACCUAGUUUAAAGGAUGAGCAAUAAGAAAAUAUUUCUGAAGGUCUUCAAGGCUCCUCAUUUCAGACAUCAGAAAACGUAAGGAAAACUCACUCCUUUUCAUGACCCAAAGUCUUCCUAACAUUCUAUUCUCUCCAAUAGUAUUAUCUGCAGCCCUGGGAUCUCCUUGCAUACAUAAGUCUCAAAAAAUGUACUAAAUCCCAAAAUUGUAAGAGCACUCUAUUUGUACACUCUUGCUUCCUUUUCUUAACAGAGAAUCCCUUGAAUCUUGAAACACUCCUUAUAAACAAACACAAAAGAAGAAGAAUGUAAAGCAAUUUUAUUUUUAGUGAUCCUACAUAAGCUACAAAGAGCAUGUUGGCUCUGCCUUUAGUGAAAUUUCAGGCAAUUUUCCCCUCACAUGUCAUUAGCCAGGGUCAUUUAAACUUCCCAGAUAUUAAUGAGUUACUUGAAGAUAAAGUUUGGGUAGACAAGGUUUUAAGUUGUUUCAUUCAGUUUCAUUCACAGAAGCCAUACCACAGGGUUCCUGUCACAAACAAACAAACAAAAAAAUCUAUCUCCCAAAUGACUAAAUGUUCCUGAUUUCCAGGGAGGGGGAGAAAGGGGGAGAAGAAAACUUGAAAAAUACCUUUAAGAGUACACUGCCUUAAAAAAAAAAAAAAAAAA
This is a messenger RNA of Canis lupus familiaris (dog), 7695 nucleotides long. RefSeq names its product follicle stimulating hormone receptor (gene FSHR). Lineage: Eukaryota; Metazoa; Chordata; Mammalia; Carnivora; Canidae. Gene Ontology annotation, biological process: follicle-stimulating hormone signaling pathway; male gonad development. Bases 180 to 2294 code for a protein of 704 amino acids. The record is from RefSeq and is a predicted model, not a curated record. Gene Ontology annotation, cellular component: membrane. Gene Ontology annotation, molecular function: follicle-stimulating hormone receptor activity; G protein-coupled receptor activity; protein binding. The transcript has 11 exons.